AUGUUGAACGCGUCGAUGUCGACAGUGGCUGCUAUGGCUCUGCUGCUCUACCUUGCGUUACCCGUUCCUGCCGCUGGUCUUCAUUAUGCCAUUCCUCGUCGUAUGUUCGUAGACGCGCUUACGGAAACCGCAGCGUCAUUGUUCCUCACAUCGCUCACAGAUGGAUUGUCGUUCUCGAUCGGCAGUGUUUCGGACUUCUACGCUGUUCGUGUUUUCUGUACGUACUGUGCGAUGGCGAUUCUCUUCAUGUUCCUCUUUCAAAUCACUUUCUUCAACGCAGUGAUGGUGCUGUGUUGUCGAAGAGAGAUCGCCGGCCGACAUUCGCUCUUCUGUUACAGAGUCUCUCAGGCUGAGUUGCCUUUGGGACUCGAUUUAAAGCUGUUGACUCCGUCUGGCUCAUAUUUGGCGGAUUUUUUACGGGCUGAGGAACGGCUGUUCAAAGAGUACGGCCUUUAUUGUUUCGCUGUUGUUCGUCUUCAAAAUUGGCCGCUGAUCGAUCCCAACGAAAGAAGGAGGCUGUUGACAUUGUACGACGACCUCUCCAGAUUCAAUCCUGAUGGCGACAUCAAGGCCACAAAAAUGCUGAUGAGAGUCCGUUUAUUGGGGACAGCUAACGAAAAGCCACGAGCUGAAGUACUACGAAAGACAAUGUCGGAGAGUGGAUUCAAUGGUUUUGUCUACGAUACAAGUUUUCUCCUUGUCGACCAACAAAUGACUACCGUAACCGGGGUGAUUACAAACGUGGUCACCGCCAUUCUCACAAUGCUCGUCAUCUGCGUACUUAUGGUGCCUCGACCGCUUUCGGCUACGUGCAUCGCAGUUUCUAUUCUCUCAAUAAAUCUAGGAGUCGUUGGAGCGCUUUCAGCCGCCGGUAUAAGACUGGACAUCAUCUCCAUGAUCACUAUAGUGAUGAGCAUUGGAUUUUCUGUUGACUACGUGACGCACACCACCUUCCACUUCAUUGUGCAGCGCAACGACAGGCUGAAGAAGUGCCUAGUUGUGAUGACGGAACCAAUACUGCAGGCAGCUCUGUCCACUGUGGUGGGCGUAUCUCUGCUAGGCACUUGUUCCAUCCUACAUAGUCCGAACGUUUGUGAUGACCGUGUUCGCUGUGGUAGGCAUUGGGGUCCUGCAUGGACUGCUCUUCGUCCCCGUUCUACUUGCACUCAU
Molecule: messenger RNA, 1170 nt
Organism: Ostertagia ostertagi
Lineage: Eukaryota; Metazoa; Nematoda; Chromadorea; Rhabditida; Trichostrongylidae
Source: the annotation of a GenBank genome assembly